UGAGAGCAGAAGACGGGGAGCUUAGUUGAAAUGCGCAGCGCAUUCUUGGGUGGAGGGCGAAGCGAUCCGCGGGUCAGCGGCAUCGCUCCAAAUAAUCACAGAUCGGAUUCUGCUUUUUAAAAUCUGUGCUGGAGAAACAGACUAAAAAAUAGUGCUGCAUUGUUACUCGGCCUGCAACAAAUAUUUAUAUAUUUUUUUAUUUCCCUCCGUAAGUUGUGUCGCCCUGAAGCACCGAGGAAUCCUUCUCAGUCUCAGCCCGGAGAGGGUGGAUUCGUCGCCAGCGCGCAGGAGUUGCACUGGGAAGAUGUGGAGAAAAUGAUCCCGAGGUGAACUGGGAAACAACCGAAGAACAAAAUGUUUGCUGUUAAAAUCAACUUUCUAACCCUUGCCCUUCUUCUAAUUUUGCCUUCGGGUUCGAGGCAACAGGUCCCCUCUAACUGUGUCAUCAAGAGGGAGCAGGAGAAAUGUAUGGAGAUGAUGGCUCUGGAAGAUUCAGACUCAGAAUUUGACUGUCCGUGGUUCUGGGACAAUCUUACAUGUUGGCAGCCGGCCAAGGUCGGAGAGGUGAUCCAGAUGAACUGUCCAGAACUCUUCUCUCAGUUCAUGAGCGAGGAAGACUACGAAUUGGGGAAGGUGAGUCGUAACUGCACAGAGUUUGGCUGGUCAGAGCUCUUUCCUCAUUAUAUCGAAGCCUGCCUGUAUGAGGAAGGAAACAGCAGCCACCCUGAUAUGUAUUAUGUGUCAGUGAAGGCUCUAUACACAGUGGGCUACAGCACCUCUCUGGUGUCCCUCACCACAGCUAUGGUCAUCCUGUGCAGAUUCAGGAAGCUGCACUGCACCAGGAACUUCAUCCACAUGAACCUUUUCGUGUCGUUCAUCCUGAGAGCAAUUUCUGUCUUCAUCAAAGACAGUGUGCUUUACGCAGAGGAAGACAGUGACCACUGCUUCAUACAUACUCUGGAGUGUCGAGCUGUGAUGAUAUUCUUCCACUACUGCGUCCUCUCCAACUACUUCUGGCUCUUCAUCGAGGGUCUGUACCUCUUCACUUUACUGGUGGAGACUUUCUUCCCUGAGAAGAGAUACUUCUACUGGUACAUUGUCAUCGGCUGGGGAACGCCAACAGUGUGUGUGACCAUCUGGGCGGUCCUGAGGCUGCACUAUGAUGACAUAGGGUGUUGGGACAUGAAUGACAACGCUGCCAUCUGGUGGGUGAUAAAGGGACCUGUUCUGGCUUCAAUUAUGAUCAAUUUUGUACUCUUCAUUGGUAUCAUCGUCAUCCUCGUUCAGAAGCUGCAGUCCCCAGACAUCGGUGGGAAUGAGUCCAGUAUUUACCUGAGACUGGCCCGUUCUACUCUGCUGCUGAUCCCACUGUUUGGGAUCCACUACACUGUGUUCGCUUUCUCCCCGGAAAACGUCAGCAAGAGGGAACGUCUUGUCUUUGAGCUCGGUCUGGGAUCCUUUCAGGGCUUUGUGGUGGCUGUUCUCUACUGCUUCCUGAACGGAGAGUAUAUCCCUCAAGGUGCAAUCGGAGAUCAAGAGGAAAUGGCGCAGCUGGACGGUGAACAGGUACUUUGCUGUGGACCUGAAGCACCGGCAUCCUUCGCUGGCGAGCAGUGGGGUGAACGGGGGGACGCAGCUGUCCAUCCUCAGCAAGAGCAGCUCGCAGAUCCGAAUGUCCAGCCUGCAGGCCGAGACCCCGGCCACCUGAGUGGCCCCUGUGGGGAUGUCGACCCCAACCCACCCACCAUUGUCCCAAUGACCAACCUCACCGACCCGUUCUUCAACACAGACCCUGAUGAAUCCACCAUGGAGACACAGCUGAACUCCAGCGACCCCAAACAGCCUCUUGUGUGAACCUGAAUGUGCCAAAUAAGGACUCACUGCACUCUGCUGUUUCCUGGCUGAAACCUUAAGAAGUAUCGUCAUCUGUCUCUGCGUGUUGUGAUAGUUUUAAAAGUUGUCUGGUGCUGCUGAGCAACGUGACGGGACCAGUCCGUUAAUUAGGGACGUCCUCAAACUGUUGAUUCCAGUCCGUCCAAAUGUUCCUCAGCAUUCCUGUUUAGCUCGUAGCUGCAAAAUGACACUAAUCACAGCUGUAAAUACAUUAGAAGACUUUUCAUUUUACAUUGGGUUUUAUUUACGCUG
Molecule: messenger RNA, 2145 nt
Organism: Xiphophorus hellerii (green swordtail)
Lineage: Eukaryota; Metazoa; Chordata; Actinopteri; Cyprinodontiformes; Poeciliidae
Gene: adcyap1r1b
Product: adenylate cyclase activating polypeptide 1b (pituitary) receptor type I
Exons: 14
Coding region: 355-1854 (499 amino acids)
Biological process (GO): adenylate cyclase-modulating G protein-coupled receptor signaling pathway; cell surface receptor signaling pathway
Cellular component (GO): plasma membrane
Molecular function (GO): G protein-coupled peptide receptor activity; vasoactive intestinal polypeptide receptor activity; peptide hormone binding
Source: RefSeq, a predicted model, not a curated record